AUGGAUGUUCACAAUGCAUUUUUACAUGGUGAUCUUGAGGAGGAGAUUUAUAUGCAAUUACCUCCAGGAUUUAAAGCUGAUGAUCCCUCGAAAGUAUGUCGUCUCCGUAAGUCACUUUAUGGCCUGAAACAGUCUCCUCGGUGCUGGUUCUCCAAGCUUAGUAAAACUCUCUUGGCGUUUGGUUUUAAACAAAGCUAUGAAGAUUACUCUUUGUUCUCACUCAUUGAAGGAAACAUCUGCUUACAUAUUCUCGUUUAUGUGGAUGAUUUUAUCAUCGCGGGUAAUGAUAUAUCAACGAUACAUCGCUUUAAAAAAUAUCUCCACAAGUGCUUUAAGAUGAAGGUCUUGGGUAAACUUAAAUACUUUCUUGGCUUGGAAGUGGCUCGUGGACCUGAAGGGAUGUUUGUUUCUCAAAGGAAGUACACAUUGGACAUCAUUGCAGAGUGUGGACUUUUCGGAGCCAAGCCAUCUCCGGUCCCGACGGAGCUGAAUCAAAAACUUGCCCUUGCCAAAGGACCACUACUCACUGAUCCCGGCAAGUACAGAAGACUAGUCGGACGGUUGAUCUACUUGACAUUCACCAGGCCUGAGCUGAACUACAUUGUUCAUCUUCUCUCUCAAUUCAUGCAGAAACCACUUGAAGAACAUUGGGUAGCAGCCUUGCAUGUGGUCCGGUAUUUAAAAGGCUGUCCAGAUCAGGGGAUCAUGCUCUCAUCUACGGCUGACUUAACCCUUACGGCAUACUGCAAUUCUGAUUGGUCUGCUUGCCUGUUGACCAGACGAUCCCUGUCGGCAUAUAUCGUUCAGCUCGGUGAUUCAUUGGUAUCAUGGAAGACUAAAAAGCAGAAAACUGUCUCCCGUUCUUCCGCGGAGGCGGAGUUCCGAUCAAUGGCGGAUGCUACAUGUGAGCUAUAA
Messenger RNA from Brassica oleracea var. oleracea, 915 nucleotides. RefSeq lists its product as uncharacterized. The record is from RefSeq and is a predicted model, not a curated record. The coding region runs from base 1 to 915 and encodes 304 amino acids. NCBI's taxonomy places the organism in Eukaryota, Viridiplantae, Streptophyta, Magnoliopsida, Brassicales, Brassicaceae. The transcript has a single exon.